AUGAAUGAAUCACUAUUGAAUCAUUUAUUUCUACCGUAUCACUUGCCGUCCUGUGCUGCCGAUGAUUAUUUGCUGAAAGACAAUCAUCAAAAAGAAUUUCUAUUACUCGAAUGUAUGAACGAAUUUCUUCGAACGACUCAAUCAUGCGAUGGUGACGAAUCAUUACGUCAUAUUCAAGUGCUUACAGACUGUUUUAGUCGUUGGUCAGCUUGGCAAGAAUCUCACCAUGUCUCAGCACAGAAUAUACAAUCUACUCUUGAAAAUUUACCACCAGGCAGUUUUACUCCAUUGUACAUACGUGCUCAAAAUGCAGCAAUUUUAAUCGAAGUCGAGUCAGAUGAGAUUGCUCGACCACUUCUUUCUUCCUGGCAAGUUCUAUUACCAAUGGAUCAAAUAACAUCUUCAGUUCUUUGCCAUUAUUCUUCAUUUCCCGUGAUUGAAUAUCGAUUAAAUGAUAGAUCAGAAUUAACGUCUAAGAUCGACUGUGAAUUACUAGUUGAUUUCAUGACUAAUACGAUCAAAGAAUUACCGUUCUAUCAAUCGUCUCAACACGUUACGAUACGUAAUUUACCUGAGUCACAUUAUGUUUGUCAAUGGUGGAUUCAACAGUUCAAAGACAUUCAACAAAACUGUGAUGCUAAUUCUUCAGUACAAUUUAAGAAAAAGCAUCGUGAUCACAUUCGUUUAGGAGAAGGAAACAACGUACCUUUUCGACGUUCCGGUCUAUGGAUGACAAUGAAAACAGUCACUGAGCUUAUUUUAACAAAACAAUACGGAGAAAUUGGUAUUCUUAUUUACAAACUGUUGAUUACUCGUUUUCUGACUUACAUGCUUGAGAAGUAUGCAGAACAGAGAACAAUAUCGAUGGAUUUAUUGCUUUUCUGUAUCCGAAAGAUGGUUCGUCGGCUGAAUAAGAUCGACAGCAGGUUAGUUUUAACUAGGGUUAAAGAUAACAAUGUUGAUAGAUGGAUUCGAUAUAACAAACAAGUUAUUGAAAUGAAAAUUGAUGAAUUUUUUCCGAAAUCAUUUCGCCAAGAUAUCGUGCAAACUACGAGUUCAGUCGAUGAAUGUUCCUCAAUGGGUGAAACAGAUUUUCACAGCCCUGCAAUUUAUCAACAUGAAUGCGUUCAAUUGAGAAAAUUUCUUCACGAUAAUAGUUCAAAUGAAUCAUUAGAAGCACCUUCUAGUGAUGAUGAGGGCGAUCCUAAUCAUUUGUUCGAUACCAAUCAUCCAGAUAAUAUACAAUUUUAUUCUGAUUUGAUGAACCGAAUGGAUUAUACGAUUGGAACAGCGUUAACGCGAGUGGAAAUUUGGGUAGCUACACAUGUAAAGGAAUGGUUGGAUCAUCAAGCAUUGCUCACAAACGGGAUGAGUCGCUUCGAACAUUUACGCGAAUUCUUCGAAGAUUACCAAAAUGGCGCAUUGGGUCAUUAUUGGCCUGAGAGUGGUUCCACCGAUCCAAUCGGUUAUUCACGAUUUAUUCUCACGACAUUAACGAUUAUUCAAUGCAUGCACAAAAAACUAUGCGAGGAUCCACGAUUCAAACGACUGAAGGAUCAUACAAUAUCGAUUCCACACCUGCUGAAACUGUUUAGAUUCUUAAUCUUACCAGUUCGAGAAGAUAUGAUUCGAGCACGUCGUUUAUAUGAUUACUUUCGUGAAUUUAGCACGAAAAAAUAUCCAGAUCUUCUUAGUCAAAUCAAUUCUGCAGACGCAUUCGGAGUCGUUUAUGCUUCUUGUUGUGAUUCAAUGGUCCAAAAUUUAGCAAAAUUACGAGAACGAGCUGAAUCAGACAAACAGGCAAAAAUCAUCGAAGUGAAUGAAGCGAAAAGUAGAUAUGGAAAUUUAAUGAAAUCAAUCCGAAAGCUCUCUUGUAGUUGCCGCCAUAGUUUAAGUUACAUGCAGAUUUUGUGUAAAAAAUGUUCAACACAAGAACAAGCUGAUAAUAUUACAGUAGAUGUUUUUGAAUGUCCAAUACCGGAAGCUGAUGUAGAUGCUCAAGCUGUCAUAUUCGAAUUACAAAUGCCAAUUGAAAUUAGAAGUUAUCGAGAUGUUCUCUGGCAAUUCAUUAACCGUCGUAAACUACAACCAAACAAUCAGAUGCAAGAAUGGUUAAAUAGUCGUUCACAUAGCCACAAACUAAGUCUGUACGAUACUGGUCCAAGUGUUCGCCGAGUUAAACUUCUAUCUAAUAGAACAUCUGAAACAGAAUACAACUAUACAAGAAAAGUCUCAUGUGCAUCAGUCGAUGACUUUAUAUUUGAAAAUAGCUUAACAGUGAACAUCUCUCCAACAUUAUCUAUCAAACUCGAUGACGAACAGAGAGUACUAACACCCCAACUUACUCAUCCAGAUUAUAAACAACUACAGUUCACAUUAGAUACAACAGACGAUGUGCAAAACAAAGUCAUUGCCAAACUGUUCACAUGUUCACCACAUUUUAAAUCAACACAGUUUAUUGAAUAUGGUUCGUUUCGAUCUGGUCAUCGUUUACAAUGGCGGAACUUAUUAGCGGUAUUAGAGACAGAUUCUUUGCCAAUUGGAGACGAAAGUGUCGCCAUAUUAAUCCUACAUUCGAUAUUACAAUGUGGUCCAAUAACCAAAUAUUCAAAGGAACUAGACAAUUCUUGGUGUCCUGAAUCACAUAAACAAUUAUUAGACGAUAAUUUCGUUGAUGAAUUAGUUGUAAAACUGAAUCAACAUCUUGAUAAUUGUGGAUUGAAUUGGCAAAAUGAAUUAGCGCUCAUUGUCAUAACGGCAAUUGCUAUACGUUUAUUCACAAUUUGCAAUGCAACAAAAGAAAGUGUUCUUACUGAUCUUAUUAUGAAAUGUCGACAAAUUGGUGAGAAGUGGAUCGAACUUAUCACAGAAUACAUACAAACAACAUCAUCAGCAGAUAAAAAAGAAACAGAAAAGCUACGAGCGAAAAUGAAUACGAUCAGUAUUGCUUGCAUUUUCACCUUCUCAACUCAUCAACAGCGGAUUAGUCGUCUACUAGAAUCAACUGAACAUAUCAUAUCUUUACUAAAAAUAGUAACUAUGUUUCACGAUACUUACUUAUUGAAUUAUGACAGAUCGACUACGAAUCUAUUUAUACGAAAUCUCAGGAGACAUAGUGAACGCAUUUUGGUUGCGUUACAACCAACUAUCACUCAAAUUCUGCAAGAUAAUGUUUCGUACGCCUUGAAUCGAUUUGCUGUUUCAUAUUGGACAGUUCUCAGAAGACAAGGCCAUAUGAAUGGAAUAUGGAAAAAACAAAACACAGAUCCUUACGACGGAUUAUACACUUGUCAAUAUGAAUCAAAAUGUUUAUCGAUUGAUUUGAUUCGAGGAUCGUUUUUAGUCGAUGGUUUGACAAUUGGAUAUUUACCAGAAAAAAUCACUUCAAAUCCAUUAUUUGUACGUGUUUUUGAUUCUCAUGUUUUCGAAGUACAAGCUUCUGAUAAACCUCACACUUAUGUUACGAAGUAUGCAUAUCAUGGCAAUGGACGAGUUGACUAUGAGUUUUCUUUCAAUGAACGGUUUCAAAGUCCAAUCAUUUAUGAAACACACAAAGAAACAGGUGAUCGAUUCCAGUUAAUUCCACAUACUUGUUUUCUCGAAGAUUUUCCAGACGAAUUUGCUUCUUGUUACAGUCACUGGAUGAAUUUAGCAAAUCAAACAAUCGAGUUUCGACCAAUCAAAUUUAACAAUGCUGACUUUUUAGAUGAUAAGCCGUACAUACUCGAAGUAGCAACAGGAUGUCUUACAAGCACGAAUAUUGAUGAUAAAAAAGUACUGAUCAAUGGAAAGUCGAAAUUUUUUCAAAAUCUAUUUAAAAAGUAUUUCAAUCGCCUUGAUGAUCAAGCAUAUGUCUACAUGAUGCGCCAAAUAACAAACAAAACCAAUGUCAUCGUUCAUAUUUAUCUGUCUCGUAUAGGAAUCGCAUUCCAAUAUGAUACUACAGACAACACAAUUGUAUCGCGUGAAUAUGCUGAUAUGCGUGUCAGUAAAAAUCAGAGUUUUGGAACAUUAACAGGUUUAACAUUUGGUUUACUUCUAUCACCUUUAUCUGCGAAUGAAACUAAUGGAGAUUAUUAUCCUUAUAGGAAAAUGAUAGUACCCUUUGGAACAGUAACUGCUAAACGUCAAACUUCUGACCAUCAAACUGUCAAUGUCGAACGAUUACCUUCGAAAACUUCUCUUCAAUAUUUUGUUUUUAUACUAAACGAUCGGUUAAAAGUUCUUCAAUCGACUGAUAGUCCCACUGGUUGGCUCUAUCUAGCAUUAUUACAUGCAAUGACAACUCAUCUUCUUCCCGAUCAAUAUACUGGUAUGACAGGAAUGGAACGAGCUUUUCAAUUAUUAAAUUCAGCUGGUUGUUGGUCGGAUGAACCAUUCAAUAGUAUUUCUUUGAGCAUUUUGAUUCAAAUAGCACAAAUAACACCAAUAGUUCAACAUUAUCCCCCGAACCUUCCUUGUGCAGUCAACAUAAAGUGGCAUGCGAAUAGUGUACCCUAUUCUGCUCAACAUUUUGGUUACUAUCUUCUUGCAAAAGCAAUAUUAGAAAAUAGUCGACAAUUUCAUUUCAUGUAUAAACUAUCCUCAGCGAAUCAACAUAUGUUAAAGCAUGUUCGAUAA
Messenger RNA from Adineta ricciae, 4620 nucleotides. The record is from the annotation of a GenBank genome assembly. Lineage: Eukaryota; Metazoa; Rotifera; Eurotatoria; Adinetida; Adinetidae.